This is a messenger RNA of Vicia villosa (hairy vetch), 939 nucleotides long. RefSeq lists its product as uncharacterized. Gene Ontology annotation, biological process: DNA repair; telomere maintenance. The coding region runs from base 1 to 939 and encodes 312 amino acids. The transcript has 5 exons. NCBI's taxonomy places the organism in Eukaryota, Viridiplantae, Streptophyta, Magnoliopsida, Fabales, Fabaceae. The record is from RefSeq and is a predicted model, not a curated record. Gene Ontology annotation, molecular function: DNA helicase activity.
AUGAACUCGGAAUUUGAAAAUCUGUUUGCUGCUCUUACAGAUGAGCAAAGAGGUAUUUAUGAAAAAAUUAUGCAAGCUGUGGAGUCUCUGAAUCCUGCCGUUUUCUUCCUUCAUGGUUAUGGUGGUACCGGAAAGACAUAUAUGUGGAGAACACUCGCAACAGCUUUAAGAUCAAAACAUGAUAUAUGUUUAACUGUUGCAACUAGCGGUAUAGCAUCUUUGUUACUUCCAGGAGGAGAGGGCCGAAUAUCUGAGCCUAAUGACGGCACCGCCGAAAUCGACAUACCACCUGAUAUUUUGAUAACAGAAUUUGAUGAUCCAAUUGUGGCCAUUAUCAAUACCACAUACCCUGAUUUCUUAAAUAAUUUUCAGUCCGUUGAUUACCUUAAAAGUCGAGCAAUACUGGCCUCUACACUAGAGAUCGUUGAUCAGAUCAAUGCCCAUAUACUUAACUUAAUGCCAGUCAACAAUGCAGGAGAAAUUCGUGACUACUACAGCGCAAAUUCAGUUGACAAGUCUGAGAUUUAUGACCCAACAGUAGUUGAUAUCCUCACGCCAGAAUUUCUAAGUUCCCUCCGAACAUCAGGUUUGCCUAACCAUCACUUAAAACUAAAGGUUGGGACACCUAUAAUGCUCAUGAGAAACAUAGAUCAAUCUGAAGGUUUGUGUAACGGCACAAGGCUGUGCAUAACAAAGAUGGCAGCCCAUGUACUCGAGGCUUCAAUAAUGGGCGGUAAAGGUUUGGAAAAUUUGGGACAGUCAUUGGAUAACGUCGGUUUGUACUUACCAAGAGAUGUAUUUACACACGGCCAGAUUUAUGUUGCAUUGUCAAGAGUAAGAACAAAAAAGGGAAUCAAAAUACUGAUACAUGAUGAAGAAAAGAAAUUCAAGGGGAAAACUACAAAUGUUGUGUAUAAAGAGGUUUUUAACAAUGUCUGA